Magallana angulata is the source of this 761-nucleotide messenger RNA. RefSeq lists its product as uncharacterized. The record is from RefSeq and is a predicted model, not a curated record. Gene Ontology annotation, molecular function: DNA binding. NCBI's taxonomy places the organism in Eukaryota, Metazoa, Mollusca, Bivalvia, Ostreida, Ostreidae. The transcript is spliced from 3 exons. The coding region runs from base 147 to 722 and encodes 191 amino acids.
GUCACCCUAAAUAGCAAUUGAUUAUAAAUCUUGUCUCAGCAGACGACAUGUACUAGGCUGCAGCCGACCUGCACAUUUUUCGCGCCUUUUUCUCGGGAUAAACCCUUCCCAAAGCAAGACGUACGACAGACUGCCUGAACAACAGCAUGGAGAGGUUCCCGCCGUACAAGGUUCUUCAGCUGGAGAGUUCCUUCCACAAAUCACCCUAUCCCUCUCACACUGAAAUCCAAGGCUUGUCGGACACCUUGAAUGAAAAAACUCAGCGAAUCAAGACCUGGUUUCGCAACAGACGAACAAAGGCCAAGAGAAUCCUGGGACAAAUGUCGCAACAGACAGGAAAUCGAGUCCAUUUCCAGAUAAAGAAGGGGAAGUAUGUGUGGAAAGCCCGUCCAUCAUCUACGUCAUCCGUCACCAAUCCCAAUCUUUCGUCAUCGCGCGGGAAAAUCUCCGCCAAUAAAAUAUUACACGCUGUGUGUCAAAGUCCAUCCAGCCAAUCAGAAUCACCGCCACAUAACUCAUUCCAAAACCAAGCGAUCCGUUCCAAUAAAUCGACGCGUGAUGUCAACCACAUGCAGCGAGCGGGCAGUGGUAUUGAGGGCAAGGUUAGGCCACCACUGGUAGCCAUUGAACCACCGCAACCAUCUGCAGAAACAGGCGGCCGUCACGACGAAAUAGUAGACCCCGAAUACUGGGAGAUGAUGAAAGAAAUCGGUUUGCAGUAGAUGUGUGUAGUUGAGUCAAUAAAUUUUUUGUCAAAUCAA